Molecule: messenger RNA, 4254 nt
Organism: Labeo rohita (rohu)
Lineage: Eukaryota; Metazoa; Chordata; Actinopteri; Cypriniformes; Cyprinidae
Gene: cacng2a
Product: calcium channel, voltage-dependent, gamma subunit 2a
Exons: 4
Coding region: 1723-2718 (331 amino acids)
Biological process (GO): neurotransmitter receptor internalization; regulation of AMPA receptor activity; transmission of nerve impulse
Cellular component (GO): voltage-gated calcium channel complex; AMPA glutamate receptor complex; postsynaptic density membrane
Molecular function (GO): channel regulator activity; voltage-gated calcium channel activity
Source: RefSeq, a predicted model, not a curated record
GUUGUUAUGAUAGCUGACGAUCCUGUAUCAUGUAGGCUGUUAUAAUGAAAAGAACUUGAUUUUUGUCAAAAAACUUGAUUACAUAAUCUUCAUAACAUGUAGUCGGAAACAACCCAGCACCUUUAGUCAGCAUGUAAGUAUCGAUUCAAAUCGACGAUGUUCGUCCGAAACCAUGCCGAAGCCUAUAUAUCCGUAUGUUUCGCUCGGUUCAAAUGAGAGUUUUAACUGCACCCUUUUCUGUCGCCGCACAUCCCUUCUCUGUUGUAUAAUUUUCUCUCUCGCUCUCGCUCUCUCUCUCUUUCUCUCUCCCUCCCUCUUUCUGAGCCACAGCACGCCUGCCUACAUCCCUCUCCCAAAUCUUCACUAGCACACAAGCAAAGGGGACCGAAGCAGACCCGUAUCCUCCUUUCCCAGCACACCACGUUCCUCAUUCUCAGGUCUUUUUGUCUUUUACAUGGCGCAAGGGUUCUGCAAGCGGGACGGUUCUGGGUGCGAGAAAGCCAACGCGGAUUUGGAUAAGCGAGCUUCAGUGGCGGGUGUAGAAUACGGCAGUUCCGGCGCCUCCGCCUUCUCGGUCUCCUCUAGCCGGCUCUAUGACGAGUAAUGGUCGGCUCGUUCUGCUGGAUGCUCCCUGCUCUAACCGGAUCUUCGACGGCACCAUAUUCAGCAGCAGAUUGCCAUUUUCGGAAGAGACCUUCAAAGAGCUAGGAGAUACAUAUGGAAACUGGGGAUCAGAAUUUUAGGAAAAAGGAUAUACAGUAGUGCUUUAUUUUAUUGUUCCAUUUUGCUCAUUUAUGUUUCGUUCUCGAUGAAUUUUCUCAUUCCAUCGUUGACUUGAUUUGUCAAAUUGAGGCGAGAGCGGCAGCAGCAGAUUUAGAUUCACCUGGACAUUCUUUUCGUUGGUUUUGAACUGGACUAUCCUGGCCAUCCAUCCAUCUAUCCUAUAUUUUUUUCCGCUCCUGCACUUCAAUAGAGCUUUCCCUGUCCUUUCUGUUUUCUCUCUCUCUCUCUCUGCGUCUUUCCCUCUUGAUUAGAAUAGACUAGGAUUUGCUUAGCCAUAUUAAGAGAGGACGGCGUGUUUGUUAAGCAGCUACGUAGGUCAACAGUUGUUGUAACACAUCGAAUUGUUUAGAUAUAUUCCGAUCCGAAGCAAAGCCUUCCAUUACUCCAUCAACGCCAGUCUCAAUUCCAUAUUCUUCCUAAACCAGUAUUUAUCCUCAAUUCCUGACACAUCAAAUGUACGCGCCUAAAUUGUCAUAACUAAAACCGAGAAUUGUUCAACACUGGCUUAAUUGCUGUGGCGUUUGAAUGACAUGCUCAGGCCAUUAUUAAAGGCCUCGGCAAUUAAUUAUUAUCUUUGAUUAGUGGCUUUGCAGCGUGAAUGUUCGUGCAAGUUUAAGCUGUAGCACUAGCUGCUGCAUAUCUUACCUCGUUUAGAAAAAAAGACAAGGACAAACGAUUUAGGACGGCAGAAUUGCUCUUUGUUGGAACAGUGCGGAAAGCGUACCGUUCCACUCCAACAACAAACGAAAAAGCCAGAAAGGCUCACCUAUUUCUUCCUUAAUCGGUUCUCACCCAAACGCAACCAUAAGGUUCCUACCGCAUCCUCCCCCUUCCCCCUCCUUUCGCUCAAAUAUAUCCCAUUUUUUUAAUUUGGUUUGGUCCCGUAAAUUUUCAAAUAUUUAUUUCCUAUACAUCAAAAGGAAAGGGGGUCCCCCUUUCAUGGAAUGCGGAAACAUGGGUGUGUUUGACCGCGGAGUUCAGAUGUUAUUGACCACGGUGGGCGCGUUCGCCGCCUUCAGUCUCAUGACCAUCGCGGUGGGCACGGACUACUGGCUGUACUCGCGCGGCGUGUGUAAGAUCAAGACCAACAACGAGAACGAGACCAGCAAGAAGAACGAAGAGGUGAUGACCCAUUCGGGACUGUGGAGGACAUGUUGCUUGGAAGGAAACUUCAAAGGAUUGUGUAAGCAGAUAGAUCACUUUCCAGAAGACACAGAUUAUGAAGCAGAUGCCUCAGAGUACUUCUUACGAGCCGUACGAGCGUCUAGUAUCUUCCCCAUCCUCAGCGUCAUCCUGCUCUUCAUGGGCGGCCUGUGUAUAGCUGCCAGCGAGUUCUACAAGUCCCGUCACAAUAUCAUCCUCAGUGCAGGAAUCCUCUUUGUGUCUGCAGGCCUCAGUAACAUCAUUGGCAUGAUCGUGUACAUAUCAGCCAAUGCGGGGGAUCCCUCAAAGAGCGACUCCAAGAAGAACAGCUACUCGUACGGCUGGAGUUUCUACUUUGGUGCUUUGUCCUUUAUCAUGGCUGAAAUGGUGGGCGUGCUGGCCGUGCACAUGUUCAUCGACCGGCACCGGGAGCUGCGGGCGGGCGCGCGGGCCGCAGAUUACCUGCAGGGCUCGGCUAUCACGCGCAUCCCCAGCUACCGGUACCGCUACCGGCGCCGCUCCCGCUCCUCAUCCCGCUCCACAGACCCCUCGCACUCCCGCGACGCCUCGCCGGUGGGCUUGAAGGGUUUCGGGGCUCUGCCCUCCACCGAGAUCUCCAUGUACACACUCACCCGUGGGGGCGACACCCUAAAGGGCGGCCACGGCACCCCCACCGCCACCUACAAUUCGGAGAGAGACCACAACUUCCUGCAGGUCCACAACUGCAUCCAGAAGGACCUGAAAGACUCAUCCCACACUAACACAGCCAACCGACGCACCACCCCCGUAUGAGGCACAACCUCCCCCCGUACAGAUAGCAGGGCGAAGGAGACGGGAGCAGGGCAGAGGAGGGGCGGAGGCCCGAAAUAUUACAGAUCAAACUUCAUGUACCAUGCGUUUUCACGAUUCGGAGGAACCGGGAGGAUUUUUACGUUUCGAUCAAAGAUUACACAUGUAUGCAUGAUUUUGCCAUUUGCCAUUGACAAAAUGAGACGGGUUUGAAACAGAGAGAGGCUCUAAGAGAUAUGCAGAAGGGUUCUUUCGGCCCGUGACACGGGAGCUGUAGCUUGUGGCACUGAUUUGACAUGUUUUGUUAAGGAAGCAUUUCACCACCCAUCGGUCUACGUGGAUCAGCAAGCUACUGCUCCCUCAUAAGUCUUCUUCCCCUCUACACUAUAUUCAUCAUAUUUAUUUAUUUGUUCAUUUGUUACUUGCAUAAAAAAAAAAAAAAACUGUGAACCACUGCAGUAAGGUAUUCAGUAAGAAAUAGCCCGGUCUGCAAUCUCUUACAAAAGGUACGAUAUAUAUACAUAUAGUAUAUAUAUAUAUAUAUGUAUAUAUUAAUUUUAUAAAUAAAUUAACAUAAUAAUCAAGACUUUUCUGAGGCAAAAAAAAGUCAAACCGCUGUUUGCUGGGUAAUGAUCUGUUGGAAGAGAGACUCUGUGUUCCUGAGCUGCGACCGUAGCCGGACGACGGACAAAAUCACGGAGGAUCUUCACCGCAAAGCUGCUGUAACACGAGACUGACAAAGACGUUCAACCUUAGACAAAAUUCUAUUCUUUUAAAAGAACCUUCUCAUCUUUUUCUCAGUCCCCGUUUGCUUCCUUUUUUUUCUCUACUCUCGCAUUCGGUCGUCAUGGGAGCGAACGACAGAAAAACAAAAGCGAACCCCUGCGCUGGCACGAGCAACAAAAAGGGGGUCAGAGUUCGCUGAAAGACUCCAGAAACGACUGCCAAGACGAAAAAAAGGAAGGAGGAGGGGGGAGGAAAAGAAGAGGAUGCUGAACUCUAAAUAAAUACUUGCAAGAACGCAAGCGACAAAUAAAGUACGAAAUAUUACGAGAAACGAAGCUAAGUGACUCACGAAUACAAAGAUUAAAUGCAUGCUAUAAAUUUACAGCAAACCUGCUCUUGAAACUUAAGUUUUAAAGGAUAAUGAUAAUUAUAAAGGGAAAAGCAAUGUUAAAAAAGUUAAAUAUUAAUGUUUUGUGUACUCUUUCUGUUUUGGUUUUUAUUAUUAUUAUUAAUUAUUAUUAUUAUUAUGAUUAAUCAUUAUAAUAAUAUACUUUGGUGAUAAACCAAGCAAACAAAUGAUGACAAAACUGCUUUUUUUAAAUUCUGAGUUCUUUGUAUCCACGUGCAUUUCUUUUACUCAUUUCUUUUUUCUCAGAAUCACACGCCUUAGUCAUUUCGUAUUUCUUUGGAUUCAUUUUCAACGUGUCGUUUUAUUUGAAAUUAAAUCUAAAGGUGCCAAAACAGAAUGACUGAUCCUAAACUUGGAUGCAUCAAGUCCUGAUGAAUAAACAGACAAACCCAAGGGGGAACAAA